Molecule: messenger RNA, 1241 nt
Organism: Manis pentadactyla (Chinese pangolin)
Lineage: Eukaryota; Metazoa; Chordata; Mammalia; Pholidota; Manidae
Gene: PTTG1
Product: PTTG1 regulator of sister chromatid separation, securin
Exons: 8
Coding region: 580-1182 (200 amino acids)
Biological process (GO): chromosome organization
Cellular component (GO): nucleus; cytoplasm
Source: RefSeq, a predicted model, not a curated record
UGCAUCAGUGAGAGGGCUUAAAUUUCGGCGGCUUGUUUUUGGAGGCUACUUUUGAACUCUUUCUUUUAGAAUCGCGUUUUAGAACGUUAAAAAAAAAAAGUACGGAGAACAGACAACAGCUUAAGCCUCGCUAGAGCACUGAAAUGAAUGGUUUCUGAAAUUUGUUUGGAAGUGUUGAGGCCUAUUUGGUUAAAACCACCAGGCACAAGCCAGGGAGCCCAUCUCCCAGAAGAAUCACAUACAGUGUUGAGCAAGAGGGGAGAAUCGUUUGUAAGGUUUAGGUGCCCUGUGGAGGAUUCUGAAGAGGGUCAAGAUGAUAGCUGAUUAGUUGAAGACUUCAGGAAAAUAGUCUGUUGCCACCCCGCGUUGACUUUUUGAACUUCACUAUCUUUUCAUGUAAGAACAUUUUGGCCACUCAAGUGUCUCCAGAAAAAAAACAACAACCAGAAUAUCUUGAUAUCAUCGUCGUCAUCAUAAUUUGUUUCUUGGAAUUGGGAGACCAUAUCCACUCCCCUUCUAUCUCUGUGGGGAGCAGGUUUAAAAGACACCUGGAAGUCCACGAUCAAAAUCUAAUCCAGAAUGGCUACUCUGAUCUUUAUUGAUAAGGAAAACGGAGAACCAGGCACCCGUGUGGCUCUUAAGGACGGGAAGCUGGGGUCUGGGUCAUCAGUAAAAGCUUUAGAUGGGAGAUCUCAGGUUUCAACACCGCGUGUUGGCAAAAUGUUUGAUGCUCCACCAGCCUUACCAAAAACGGCCAGAAAGGCUUUGGGAACUGUCAACAGAGCUACAGAAAAGUCGGUAAAGACUAAUGGACCCCUCAAACAGAAGCAGACAACCUUCUCUGCCAAAAAGGUGGCUGAGAAGACUGUUAAAGCAAAAGAUUCUUUUCCUGCCUCAGAGGACACCUAUCCAGAAAUAGAAAAAUUCUUUCCCUUCAAUCCUUUAGAUUUUGAGAGUUUUGACCUGCCUGAAGAGCACCAGAUUGCACACCUACCCUUGAAUGGAGUGCCUCUUAUGAUCCUUGACGAGGAGCAGGAAAUUGAAAAGCUGCUGCACCUGGGCCCCCCUUCACCUCUGAAGAUGCCCUCUCUACCUUGGGAGUCUAAUCCAUUGUCGUCUCCGAGCAUUCUGUCAACUCUGGAUGUUGAAUUGCCACCUCUUUGCUAUGACUUAGAUAUUUAAAUUUCUUAGCACUCUGUAGUUUGUAUGUUUUAAAUUAAUAAAGCAAUUCUUUAAGAGUC